AUGGAGGGCCUGUACACUUGCUUGAGAUGUGCGAGAGCACUGUCUGGCUCGAGCCGACGACCGGUCAGCAGCAGAUAUGCACGACACAUUCCCAGCAGCCGCAGUUUUACCUCGAGCUCCGCCCUCUACAACAACCCCCUCAAAGCUGGGAAGCCUUCCGCGACACUGCAAGCACGAACUCCCCGACAGUCCUCGCGAGUCGUGUCUACUGCUGCAGCGCCAUCUGAAGAGCCAGACAAUUUUGAGCGUCACAACAUUCCGCCAACUGACUAUGGCGAAUGGCGUGCCCAUGGGAGGGUCGUCCUUCAGCCAGGCAAUUUAUUCCACCCCUUCUCCAAAUCACCGAUUCCUGAAAUCCGGCAGAGGGCACGAUACAUGAAGCAGCAUGCUCUGUGUCCCCAUCCUGUGCACCAGCAGACGAGGAUUCCCAUCUCUCCACACGAUCCUGAGGCCCGAAAGGUCAGCGGGCUGAGUUCUCAACCGCCCGCCCAUGUGGCUUUUGAGUGCCCCGACUGCGGUAUCGCGACAUACUGUUGUGAAGAACAUUGGGCAGAUGAUUUUGAAGCACAUCUUGAAAUAUGCGACACCCUGCGACAAAUCAACGAAGAUGACCAUGAUCUGCGCUCUGGCCGUUGGUUUCCUGAAUUCGAAUAUCCCGGUCCUCAGAUUGACGAGAUACUGGUGAACCUGACCAAUUGGGACACAUAUUUCUACACUCGGCAGUAUGAGGCAAUCAACGACGAAAGAAGUAUGCGGCAGGUCACCAGAUUGUUGACGUACCCCUUGACCCUUGGAAGUGUGCUGCAUGAAUUGAGUCCCUAUAACAUCAGAAAAGGUGGAAGGCUUACACCAGAGGGCUUGAAAACUCUGCGAUAUACCCUCCACCCACCCAAAUCUGGCCAAGGGCCUGGUAUCAAAGGCUUGAGGCUGUCGAGUCCGCCCGUCAGAAUCUUCAUCCUGGGCGCCCGUGCCGAAUCCUCUCUACCACGUGAAGUCUGGACUCAGCUCUCAUGUCUCUUCCCUCUCUCUUCCAUUCACCUCGUUUUCAUCGGCCCCGAAUCCAUGGCCAACCGAGACAGUGAAUUUCCACUACCCGAACGGACGCCAACAAAUCCAUUUGGCGCCAUUGUCGAAGACCGCGUGUCUCCCAAAAUGAAGAUCUCCACUUACGUGGAAUACUUCCACACCUUACAUGAGGCGAACUUGUUCUACCCUUACGAUCCUUAUUUCGAUUGUUUCAUGUUAUACCAUCCCGGUCUCGGCCAUCCGGCAUCUUCGCAUGAGUGGGAGAAGACUUUGCCACGGUUGCUGGAGACCAAAGUACCCAUUAUAUGCACGGGGUACACCGAGUGGGAUAUGAUGCGUGACUGGCAAUGGGUCAUGGAGAAGUGUUCUGGAGAGGUCGACCUUCUGAUGGAGCCUGGCGAGAACCGCUUCCGGUCGUUGAGGUGGGAUUUGAAUGAUCUGGAUCCUCAGGACAUAAGUUGCGGCAACUGGGGCGUCUGGGCUUUCAGAGGGAAGAGGUAUGUGAUUGCAUGA
This is a messenger RNA of Capronia epimyces CBS 606.96, 1539 nucleotides long. RefSeq lists its product as uncharacterized. Gene Ontology annotation, cellular component: extrinsic component of mitochondrial inner membrane. The record is from RefSeq and is a predicted model, not a curated record. Gene Ontology annotation, biological process: mitochondrial respiratory chain complex IV assembly. NCBI's taxonomy places the organism in Eukaryota, Fungi, Ascomycota, Eurotiomycetes, Chaetothyriales, Herpotrichiellaceae. The coding region runs from base 1 to 1539 and encodes 512 amino acids. The transcript has 2 exons.